This is a messenger RNA of Panonychus citri (citrus red mite), 3474 nucleotides long. RefSeq names its product coiled-coil domain-containing protein 186-like. Lineage: Eukaryota; Metazoa; Arthropoda; Arachnida; Trombidiformes; Tetranychidae. The record is from RefSeq and is a predicted model, not a curated record. Gene Ontology annotation, biological process: vesicle cytoskeletal trafficking. The transcript is spliced from 3 exons. Gene Ontology annotation, molecular function: small GTPase binding. Gene Ontology annotation, cellular component: trans-Golgi network. Bases 138 to 2846 code for a protein of 902 amino acids.
CUUGUUCAGUCUUUUGCUUUGUUGUUGUCACUUUUUGUUCAGGUUUCAUUACCUUCCGAUGGAUUAAAUUGUUGUUUAUUGUUGUUAAUUUAUUUCUAAUUGUUCAAUUUGUUAUUUGUGAUGGUCUCUAAGUACCGAUGGCAGAUGAAAUUGAACCAAAUAUACCAAAUGUAGCCUCAAAUGGUCUUACAAAAUCGCCACAUAAUGGAGAUACUGACUAUCUUUCCCAACAACAGCAACAAUUGUCUUCAUCAAACCAAACAACUAAUCAACCAAAUCAGCAGCAGUUGAUAUUUGAUGAUGUCUGUUUAACCAAUAAAGAAAGAAGUUCAACUCCAAGUUCAUAUUCAAGCCAAGAUGUUGGAUUAUCUGGAUCAUCUACUCCUUUAGGUACUCCUUUUCAUGCCUCCAAUGAAAGUCUAAUAAAAGAUUUACUUGGAUCAGGAAUAAGUGUUGGAGAUGAUGAUUCCGAUGACCAUCAUCAUCAUCAUCAUCAUCAUCUCCACUCUGGUCACCACCAUAUUGGAGCUUCAUCGUCAUCCUCAUCUGAUGUUAGACACAAUGAAAUGACGGACGGUUUUCUACUUGAUCUAAAGGCACUGGAGGCCAAUUAUGAGGCCAAAAUGUCAACAGUAAUUGAAGAGAAAACUGAUCUGGAAAAACAAGUAAUCGAUCUAAAGGAGAAACUGUUUCGCCAAGAAGAGGAAUUCAAAAGAACCGUUGAAGAUAUAAAAUUAACAUUCAACACACGGUUGGAUAAAUGUACCAAGGAAAGGGAUCUCUCAAGGAAAGAUCUUGAAUCAAUGGUGGUUAAAUAUGCUAAAAGUGAACGAGAUGUGAUCGUUUGCAAAAAAGCCAAGGACGAGGCUGAGAAAAAAAUGAGAGAAGCCAUCAAGGAAAAGGAAACACUGGCCAGUAAAGUAAAAAGCUUAACCUGUGAUAAAAGCUCUAUGAUGAAAUCAAUUGAUUCCAAAUUGACGGAGAAUAUUUUACUUCAGAAAGAGAUUGAAAAGAUUCGUGAAGAAUUGAAAGAUCGAGAUUUAAAAUGGAAACAAGCUCAAUCUAAAGUGAAGGCGGAAAUUGAUGAUCAUCAUGAGACAUGUAAAAAGCUUGGAAGUGCUUUAGCUUUAAUUGAGGAUCUUCAGAACAAAUUAAAAGCAUCAUCACCAUCAUACUCUGAAUCAAGCACAUUAACAUCACCAGAAGAUCGUAGUAGUAGAAGCAAUAGUAGACUAGGAAUGAUUAGUGAUUCUAAUGAUGUGAUUGAAUCCAAUAUAUCGAUUCCUCUAACACUGAGAACUUCAACAUCAACACACUCAUUGAGAGAAAUGGGGAGAGAAUCAAAUGACACCAAAUCCGAAUUAGCUAUUGGUACUGAAGAAAAGGUCGAUGAAACUAAACCUGAACUUAGAGGCUUAAAGGAUAAACUGAUAUCGCUGGAGGCAGAAAAUCAUUCGUUAACUCGUAAAGUCCAAGCACUGGAGCGGGAAAGGUUAGACCAUGAGGAGGUCGUAUUCAAAUUGAAAGAAUCAUUAAACAAACUAAAUGGUGAAAUACUCGAGUGUAACAUUAAGUUAAAAGAUAUGGAGGAACUACAAGUUAAUCUACAACGACAAAAGGAUAUUGUUGAAAGUGCAAAGAAUGAAUUAGCUCGAGUAUCAGAAUUGAAUACUGAAUUAACAACAGAGAUGGAAUCAUGUCGACACAAAGAGGGUGAACUUCUUGAAUUUACUGAAAGACUUACUGCUAAAUCGGUUCUUCUUCAGGCUGAACAUAACACUCUAGAGGAAAAAUAUACUUCAUUGUUGGAAGAUUUUAAUGUGAUUAAAAAGCGUCUCCAAGAAUUGGAAACCGAGAACUCGAAGCUCAAUGAAACAUUGACCAAAGAAAGAGGAGACCACGAAAAAGAGAUCACAUUGAUGGCUCGAAAAGUGGCUGAGAAAAUGGAAUUGGUCAACAAAUUCAAAACUCGAGUCGAAGAGAUUGAAAAUGAAAACAAAGUAAUGAAGAAACGGCAUCUUAAUAGUGUCCGAGAAUUGAAUAAGGAAUUGUUAAUCAUGAAGAAACACAUGGAAACCUGUGAAAGUGAACACCAAUCCUCGAAUCAUAGACGAGAUAAUGGAAACGCCAAUUCGGACUCAAUUAGUAACAGUUCUCGAAGCAGUUCGUCUUCUAAUGAUCUAUCAACAGCUAAAGCUACUCAACCGCCAACAAUUACACCCUCAUCAUCCUCAACAAUUAACUCUAGAAAUGAUAUUAAAUCAUUAGUUUCCACCUCUGGUCCUGGGAAUCAAAGUUUAGCAUCAACAACAGGAACAAACAACACUGGUUCAGCAUCUUAUGAUGGCGAAUCAUCAACAAUUAACAAAUCAACGUCGGGUGAUGUGACCGACAUUUUACCCAAUGUUGAUAAAUCGAUGUUAAUUAACAAAAUUUAUCGCCUUCAAAAAACAAUAGCCAAAAAACAGGAGAAAAUUGAUUUCCUCGAGGAGCACAAUCAUCAAUUGUUAUCAGAGAUGAAAAAGAAAACUAAAUUAAUCCAGAAUUAUAUUCUUCGGGAAGAAGCUGGUGCUUUAUCCACCAAUCGAAUGGACGAGAAUAAGAAACAAUUGGCUAAACAUGGAUCGACUGUGAUGUCUUCGUUGUACAAAAGUUACCCGACCGAUUCAGCGAUGACCUUAAAUCUUUCCCUCGAAAUCAACAGGAGGUUACAAGCAGUAUUAGAGGACACGAUACUCAAAAACAUCACCUUAAAGGAAAAUCUUAAUACACUUGGUGAAGAAAUCGCAAGACUGAUGCAACAGAAAACCUCAUCUGGAACCUCAACAAAACCUUUAUCAACUUAAUUAACGACAACAAUUAAGAGCAUUACCCAUUACCACCAAGUAAAUAGCGUUAAUAAUAUGGUAAUUUAUACAAAUUGUAAAUUAAAGUCAAUGCAGCUUUUAAUUUCCUGUUGACCAAAUCAAACCAAAAACAACAUCAAAAAGUGAAAUAUUUAAUUGUUUCAACUGCCUCCAUUUAAUCAGAAGCAAAUCUGGUUAAUGUUAAUUGUGAUUCCAAUUCCUGUACUCUAAAAGGAUACAUAACAUUUUGAUUCAAUAUUUAACAAUUAUCUCCUCUUGAUGAUCAAGAUUGUUCAUCAAUUUGAUCGUAACUUGCAUUUUUAUGUCACCAUUAUGAUCAUGCAAUCAAUCAAAUUUUCAACAAUAGAGAUAAUUUAAAGUUAAUCAUCGUGAUUAGUGAUCGUCAUCUUUUUCAUACUCAUUAUUAUCAUCAAAUUGUUUAACAUCAUCAAAGGAAAACUAUUUCCACUGUUAAAUUCCAACGUGAAUUUUAAAUUAAAUCAACGUUAAUUAAUGAAACAAAAAAAAGGUUUACAUCUAAUAUACUUUUCUUUGUCUUUUCCUUGUAUCUUUCCAAUUGAAACCCUUUGAGUUUUAUAAAGAAGACAGUAUUUUUUUCUUGAUUAUA